AUGGUCCCCUCGUGGAAGUUCGAGCCCACAAGGGCACCCUCAGCGGAGACUCCAAAGAUAGGUCUAUCCACCCAGAAGACUCACCCCUGUGAGAAAUGUGUCCCUAUUCUGAAAGACAUUUUGUACCUGACUGUUCUACCUGGGUAGAAACUAUACUUGGAUGGAGCAUGUGCAAACCUACACCAGCUUCAGAAGCAUUAUACUGCAGAGAAAAGGGAUGUGGAAAGGGCCUUAUUUGUAAAGACUUGCAUUUACUGUCCCUUCACCUGUAGGAAGGUUGGAAAGGAGUUUCCAGCCACAUUGGGCUUUCUUCAGCACCACAAAAUCACCAAGUGUGGGGAGGCCUUUCAUGGUGGAAAAAGUCAUUACACAUCACAUGAAUCCACUGGGAAAGUCUCCAGCCACAGUCUUGUUUACCACUGAAGAGUAUCCACUAGAAAAAGGGUUUAUGAGUCCAGCAAAUAUGGGAAAGCUUUUUACUGCAAGUAUUCACUUGUUCAGCUCCAGAGAGACCACACUGGAGAAAAGCCUUAUACGUGUGGUGAAUGUGGGAAAUCCUUUAGUCAAUGUUCCAACCUUAUUGAAUACUGCAGAAUCCAUAGUGGAGAAAAGCCUUAUGUGUGUUCCCAGUGUGGAAAAUCCUUUAGCCAAAGAGUUACUCUCAUUAGACAUCAGGGUGUUCACACCAGUAAAAGGCUUUACACGUGUGGAGAAUGUGGGAAAGCCUUUAGAUCCAAAUCCAAACUUGAUCGGCACAACAGAAGUCACACUGGAGAAAGGCCUUAUGAAUGUGCUGAAUGUGGUAAGUCUUUUAGACAAAGCUACAGCCUUGUUGAACACCAGCGAAUUCACAGCAGAGCAAAGCCUUUUGAGUGUGGCCAGUGUGGGAAAUGCUUUAGCAGAAGAGCUAUUUUCACUAAACAUCAGCAAAUUCACGCUGAAGAAAGGCCUUAGAAGUGCAGUGAAUGUGGGAGAUCCUUUAGUCAAAGCACCAGCCUUAUUCAGCACUGCAGCAUUCACACAGGAGCAAGACUUUAUGAGUAUGGUCAUUGUGGAAAAUCAUUUAGGCAAAAACCUAUUCUCAUUCAACAUCAGGUAGUUCACACUGGCGAAAGGCCUUAUGAGUGCAGCAAAUGUGGCAAAUCCUUUAGCCAAUGCUCCAGCCUCAAUCUCCACUGAAAAUUUCACAUCAUGGAAAAGGCCCAUGAAUGCAGGAAAUAUGGGAAAUCGGUCACUACAACAUCUGAUGUUUAGCACCAGAAAGUCCAUACUUGAAGAUAGGCUUAGAUUUGAAGGAAACAUGCCAUCUCCUGUUCACUCUAAUGGCACUAAAUAGUUUGUAUGAGGGAGCCAUGUACUUAAAGUUAAACCUCAUACUUGCAAGCAUCCAGAGGGUGAAAUUCCCCCAUGAGUUUAUAGGCAUGUGUGAGGCUUACAGGAGCUGCACUACACAUUCCAAACUACCCAGGGCUCUUACCAGAGUUAGAUCACUGACAGUUUCUCUAAUAGAAGCCAUCCUACU
Messenger RNA from Canis lupus familiaris (dog), 1522 nucleotides. RefSeq names its product zinc finger protein interacting with ribonucleoprotein K. Lineage: Eukaryota; Metazoa; Chordata; Mammalia; Carnivora; Canidae. The record is from RefSeq and is a predicted model, not a curated record.